Molecule: messenger RNA, 1617 nt
Organism: Capsella rubella
Lineage: Eukaryota; Viridiplantae; Streptophyta; Magnoliopsida; Brassicales; Brassicaceae
Product: WAT1-related protein At4g15540
Exons: 8
Coding region: 468-1487 (339 amino acids)
Cellular component (GO): plasma membrane
Molecular function (GO): transmembrane transporter activity
Source: RefSeq, a predicted model, not a curated record
UGAUUUAGAUGAUAUUGCUGUUGGAUUUCGCUUAGGUAAUGCUCUCUAGGUUUAGUUACUAUUGAUGGAGGUUUCAGAUUUGGGAUUGAUUACUGUGGAAAGAUCCAAUAAAUCGUAUCAUACUGUAUAUUCCUCUCUGAAGAUUGUUCUCUUAUGAUGAAGCUGAGAUUGGUGAGCCGUGAACUUGAAUGUGAUUGUUGAUGCAGAGCUGAGUUUUGAGCAUUUGAUACAACAUAUAUAUAUAUAUAUAAGUCUUAACCACUGGGGAAGAAUGUUCCAAUGAAAGUUCUCUUUUUUUUUUUUUAGAUAAAAUUUUGAAGUGGGAAGGUAGAAAUGAAUGAUUGAGAUGAAGGUAUUAGAGCUAUAAUGGGUAAAGUUCCUUUUCAUGGGGUCCCUAGUCCUUGUGGUGAGAAGUAUUUGCUUUUGAGAGGACUUUCAGAGAAUCUGGAUAUCAAAAUAAUCUUAUUAUGAGAGAAGAUACGGUGGCUUGGAAGUACUUUAAACGGGAUGUUGUGCCAUUCGCUGCUAUGGUUGCUGUCGAGUGUACUACGGUUGGAUCGAGUACACUGUACAAAGCUGCUACCUUGAGAGGAUUUAGCUUCUAUGUAUUUGUGUUCUACUCUUAUGUUGGUGCUACACUUGUCCUUCUUCUACUUUCCCUCAUCUUUGGAAGGUCAAGAAGUUUACCUUCAGCCAAGUCUCCUCUCUUCUUCAAGAUUUUCUUACUUGCGCUUCUCGGGCUCACGUCGCGGGUAGCUGGUUGUAAAGGUAUAGAAUAUAGUUCCCCUACUCUUUCCUCUGCUAUCAGCAAUCUUACACCAGCUUUCACCUUCAUGCUUGCCAUCUUCUUCAGGAUGGAACAAGUAGUGUUAAGAAGCUCUGCAACUCAGGCUAAGAUCAUUGGCACUGUAGUAUCUAUAUCUGGUGCACUGGUUAUUGUUCUGUAUAAAGGGCCAAAACUUCUUGUUGCUGCAUCGUUUACUUCAUUUGAGUCAAGUUGGAUAACUGGAGGCCUUUUGCUCGGUUUACAAUUUUUGCUUCUUUCAGUCUGGUUUAUUCUUCAGACUCAUAUUAUGGAGAUAUACCCUGAAGAGAUAGCCGUAGUCUUCUGCUACAACUUAUGUGCAAUGUUCAUCUCAGGAACAGUAUGUCUGAUUGUAGAAAAAGACUUGAAUUCUUGGCAGCUAAAACCGGGUUUCGCCCUCGCUUCAGUGAUAUACUCGGGGAUAUUUGAUACAUCAUUGGGCUCAGUUAUUCACACAUGGGGUCUGCAUGUGAAGGGUCCGGUCUACGUAUCCUUGUUCAAACCGUUGUCUAUUGCAAUUGCAGUCGCCAUGUCUGCGAUAUUCCUCGGCGAUGCUCUUCACCUUGGGAGUGUGAUUGGAUCAGUGAUACUGAGCUUUGGGUUUUACACUGUGAUUUGGGGCAAAGCAAGAGAAGAUGCAACCAAGACAGUAAGUGAUUCUGAGCAGCCACUCUUGUUAUGAGAAUGACACCUUAUCAUGAAGUUAUGUUGGAUACAAGUAUAAUUAUUGGACCAAUUAGAAGAUGAUGAUCCCUAUUUAUCUUGUAUAUACAGUAUAUCUUACUACUAUUAAAAGAGAAGUACAAAUUUAA